Molecule: messenger RNA, 1142 nt
Organism: Durio zibethinus
Lineage: Eukaryota; Viridiplantae; Streptophyta; Magnoliopsida; Malvales; Malvaceae
Product: GDSL esterase/lipase At4g16230-like
Molecular function (GO): hydrolase activity, acting on ester bonds
Source: RefSeq, a predicted model, not a curated record
AUGGGCACCAUUUUGAAAAGGCUCAUCACUAUUUGUUCAAUGUAUCAGAUUAUAGCCAUCAACUUCUGGUCAGGCAUCUGCUCUGCACAGAAUGUUUCUACCGUUUUUAUUUUUGGAGAUUCUCUGGUUGAGGUAGGAAACAACUUCUACAUUAACACAUUGGCCAAGCCAGUGUUCCCAAAUGGUAUUGACUUUGCCGAAGGAAGUCCAUCCGGUCGAUAUACCAAUGCUCGAACAGUUGGUGACAUUAUAGAAGAAGAAUUGGGUUUUAAAAAUUACUCUCCUCCUUACCUGGCCCCUAAUACUACUGGAGAUUUGAUUCUGAAGGGUGUCAACUAUGCCUCCUCUGGAUCAGGAAUCUUGAAUUCCACCGGAUCAAUCUUUGGUGAGCAUAUUUGCAUGGAUGAACAAAUCAGUUACUUUGCAAAGACUAGGCAAGACAUCAUCUCAAGAAUUGGUGCACCAGCGGCUCAAAGUUUGUUAAGAAAGGCAUUAUACUUUCUCGCAAUCGGCGCCAACGAUAUAUUCGCCCAACAGAAAUCUACAAAGCGGGAUAUCAAUGUUUAUCUGGAUACUUUAGUGUCCAAAUUCAAAUCCCAGCUCACAACACUUUACAAUUUGGAUGCCAGGAAGAUUGCAGUGACAAAUUGCCCUCCCCUGGGGUGCACUCCUUUUGAGAUAGAUCAUUUAUGUGCCGAUAAUUGUGUUUCUUCCUUCAAUGACGUUGCCAAGUUAUACAACACUAGAUUGAAAAGCCUGCUUCAAGAGCUUACAACCAAACUUUCAGAAUCAAACUUUGUUUAUGUCGAUAAUUAUGCGAUAGUAGAGGAUAUUUUACAAAACUAUAGAUCAUAUGGAUUUGAGAAUGCAGACUCGGCUUGUUGCCAAGUGACUGGGAGGCAUGGUGGUCUAAUCGCAUGCGGAUAUUUGUCUCGAGUUUGUCCAGACAGAACAAAGUAUGUCUUCUGGGAUCCAUACCAUACCACUGAAUCAGCUAAUCUGAUUGGUGCAAAGCAUGCAUUGGAUGGUGGCCUUGAAUAUGUUUCACCCAUCAACAUCCGACAGCUUGCUAAUUCUUGAGCAAACCCUAUAUAUAAACUCAAAUUAUCUGAGUAAAAUGUGAAAGAAAUAAAAAAAAUAAU